Hansenula ciferrii is the source of this 1590-nucleotide messenger RNA. RefSeq lists its product as uncharacterized. The transcript has a single exon. The coding region runs from base 1 to 1590 and encodes 529 amino acids. NCBI's taxonomy places the organism in Eukaryota, Fungi, Ascomycota, Saccharomycetes, Phaffomycetales, Wickerhamomycetaceae. The record is from RefSeq and is a predicted model, not a curated record.
AUGAAUGAUAUUACAAGUCAAUUUAGUAUGAGAGAUAAUAGAUCUAUAAAUACUCAAUCUAAACAUCUACGGAAUUUUAAAGAUUCAAAUGUGAUACAAUCCCAACAAUUCUCAAAUAAUUUUCAAAAUUCUGCAGAUGUCCCCAUCCAAGCAGAUUAUAUAGACAGGAAUGUUCUAGAUGCACCAUUAGCACAGCUUCAUAAUUUAGAUAUAUCUUCAAAUUCAAAUAUUGAUAUAAAUCUAAAUAAAAGUUUUGAAAUAUAUAAUCAAUUUGAACAAGAAGUACCAAUUCAAGAACCUAUCAAGUCAAAUCCACAACUUAUAACAAGAGAACCUAUCAAACCUCAACAAUCAAUACCCAAACUUAGAAACAUGAAAUCAAGAUUGGAUAUGUUGGAUAAUUCUCAAUUAACUUCUUUUCCAUUAGCACCACCAAGAGUUUGUUCUGAAGCUAUUACAAAUGGGAAUAAUUUGAAAAGUCCUGAAAUAAAUGCACAAGAUAUAAUACAAAGUCGACCAAAUUCUCAAUUUUUAGAUAUUGAUCCAAUUGUACUUGUGGAAGAUUAUAUAAAACAAAAACAAUUAAAUAGGAAAAAAUUAUCAGUUAUGGAUUUGAAAACUUCAAUAAAGACUUUUAAUUCAAUGGAUCAAAAUGAAUCACCCCAGGGACCAAAUUAUUUAACAAGAGCUAAAUCGAUUCUUUCAGAAACUUUCCCAUCAUCAUUACAAAAUUCACAACAUGAUAAUCAAGAUCAUCAAUUACCAUCAUCACAACCAAGUACAUUACUUUUAACAAAAAAUUCUAUUGAUGAUGAAGAAGAAAGUAUAACGUCAUCUAAUCAAGAUUUUUAUAGUGCCAAAACUUCUCAAUCAAGAUCGUUAUCAUCAACAGGAUCAAUUCAUACAAAUGUAUCACAUAUUUCAAACAUAUCAAAUGUACCAACUUUAAAAUUAUCAACUUCAAAUGAUCAAACAUUUGGUGAAUUUUCAAUCCCAUCAACUUCAGUAUUUGCAUCAUCAACAACUUCUUUAAUUUCAACAGAUUCUAAUAAUAUAAAUGGUGAUUCAUCAUUAAGAUAUUGUGUUAUUUGUGAUUCUCCAUUAUAUGAAAUAAGUAGUUUAUUAACUCAAGAUAAUCAAUUUUCAGAAUUUGUUUGUUCAAAUUGUACAGAACAAUAUGAACAAUUAUCAAAAUUAAUUGAAUCAUUUGAUCAAAGUAUAUCAGGGAUGAAAUCUAUACCAGAAGAUUCAUCAAUUGAUGAUAUUGAAGAAUUAUUAAAUCAACCAGUUUUGAAAAAAACUAAAAUCGAAUCAUUAUCAUCAUCAAAGUAUAAUGGAUUCUCUUCCCAUUUAGUUAAUAAAUUACAUACACAAUUAGAAUCUUCAAAUUUAUCACCAAGAUCUCCUCAAAGGUUUAAUCGUCCAUUAAUGCAUCAUCAUCAACAACAACGUCAUCAACAUACACAACAACAUCAACAACAAACAAAUUUAAAUUCAAGACAAUCACAAUGGUUGAAUGAAGCAAGAAGAAAAUUAAGAUGGAGAUGGAGAUUAAGUGGAUUAUUACCACAAUUUUUAGAGAAGAAAUGA